UCAGUUGAAACACCUCCUUCUAGCCUCCUCCUCCUCCUCACUGUGACACUUUUCCCUUCACGGAGAAGCGGACUGGAACAAGUUUUAGUGUGUCAACUUAAACCAGCUCGUUAACAAGUUAGCAUAAUAAGCCGACAUUUCACUUCCGUGUUGUUCUUCUUCGCUGUUGGAGGACUUAGUGGUCAUUUCUCCUCAUUCUCUUCACACCUGCUCUAGCUUCUUGUUGCUGUCUUCAGACUGCACAAAGUGGACUUUUUUCUUUUCUUUUUUUUUUAAGGAUUUUACUCCACUGGUCGCUUUUGAAGUGUCUUUCGUUUUCAUGAAUGGACUUUGCGUGACUUUAGGAAGUUUUUUAAGGUGAAAUCGUCGCCCCUGUCAAAAUAAAAGCCCAACGACGUGGAGCUGUUCCACUUUCCGCACUUUUCGGAGCAAAUCAAGAUAAGCCGGCUGUAUAAGCAUAAAGGCGGCGGACCAUGGCGGACCGCAGUCCGGUGAGCAGACGGCGCACCGGCGGGUUCCGGCACUUGCUACUGCUCGUCCUCCUCGCCGGAAGCCUGCAAUUGUUGGUGGACGCCAACUCGUGGUGGUCCAUGGCUCUGACCCCCAUCCAGAGGCCAGAGAUGUACAUCAUCGGAGCUCAGCCUCUCUGCAGUCAGCUGUCGGGUCUCUCCCAGGGUCAGAGGAAACUGUGCCAGCUGUACCAGGACCACAUGAUGUACAUUGGGGACGGGGCCAAGACUGGCAUCAAGGAGUGCCAGUACCAGUUCAGACAGAGAAGGUGGAACUGUAGCACUGUGGACAACACGUCCGUCUUUGGACGCGUCAUGCAAAUCGGUUCCAGAGAAACCGCCUUCACUUACGCCAUCAGUGCCGCCGGUGUGGUGAACGCCAUCAGCCGAGCGUGUCGCGAGGGCGAGCUGUCCACGUGUGGCUGCAGCCGGGCAGCGCGACCCCGUGACCUCCCCCGUGAUUGGCUGUGGGGCGGCUGCGGCGACAACGUUCACUACGGCUACCGCUUCGCCCGGGAGUUUGUGGACGCCCGCGAGAGGGAGAAGAACUUCCCACGCGUCUCACCUGAGCACUCACGGACGAUGAUGAACCUGCAGAACAACGAGGCGGGCCGGCAGGCGGUGUACAACCUCGCCAACGUGGCCUGCAAGUGUCACGGCGUCUCCGGUUCCUGCAGCCUCAAGACCUGUUGGCUCCAACUGGCCGACUUCAGGCGUGUUGGCGAAUUCCUUAAGGAAAAAUACGACAGCGCUGCCGCCAUGCGCAUGGGACGCAAGGGCAAACUGGAGCAGGUGGACAAGCGUUUCAACCCCCCAACCCCGGAGGACCUGGUCUACAUCGACCCCAGUCCGGACUACUGCCUCCACAACGAGACGACGGGCUCGCUGGGCACUCGUGGCCGCCUGUGCAACAAGACGUCAGAGGGCAUGGACGGCUGCGAGCUGAUGUGCUGCGGCCGCGGCUACGACCAGUUCAAGACGUACAAACACGAGCGCUGCCACUGCAAGUUCCACUGGUGCUGCUACGUCAAAUGCAAGCGCUGCACUUCACUGGUCGACCAGUUCGUCUGCAAAUAACCGCCAAUAUUCAUUCAUCCAUCCUUCCCUGCCUGUAAACACCAUCCCUUCCUGCUUUCCUCAUCCAAACCCACGUUGGCUUAGCAGGUGGACCCGACAAGGACACGUGUGAAAUAUACAAGUCAACGACACAGUGAUUAUUAUUUAAAUGAGACACACACACACACACACACACCGUCGUUAUCUACUUCCACGAGGCUGCUCGAGUCCCCAAAGACAUAUGACCUUUCACCCUGAAAGGUUCUGGCCUGCGGACGUGCUGAUGAUGCACAAUCGCGGCACAUCAGCAGAAGGGGGAGUCAACACAUGGAAGACUGAGAAAUACUAUGAAAAUACUACUACAAUAAAAAUACUACGACAAUGAAAGUACUAGCACAGUUAGCAUAAUGCUCUCAGCUCCGUUAUUGUCCAAUAGCGAGAGUAAUGAAGCGAAGAGAUGAGUCCAGCGACUGUGAUUGGAAAUGAGUCCGUUAAAGGCCUACUGAAAUGAGAUUUUCUUAUUCGAACGGGGAUAGCAGGUCCAUUCUAUGUGUCAUACUUGAUCAUUUCCCGAUAUUGCAUUAUUUUUGCUGAAAGGAUUUAGUAGAGAACAUCGACGAUAAAGUUCGCAACUUUUGGUCGCUAAUAAAAAAGCCUUGCCUUUACUGGAAGUCGCAGAUGAUGUUCGCGUGAUGUCAGGGGUUGUAGAGCUCCUCACAUCCUCACAUUGUUUACAAUCAUAGCCACCAGCAGCGAGAGCGAUUCGGACCGAGAAAGCGACGAUUUCCCCAUUAAUUUGAGAGAGGAUGAAAGAUUUGUGGAUGAGAAUAGUGAGAGUGAAGGACUAGAAAAAAGAAAAAAAAGCCGAGUGCAGUGGGAGCGAUUCAGAUUUACUAGGAUAAUUCUGGAAAAUCCCUUAUCUGCUUAUUGUGUUACUAGUGUUUUAGUGAGAUUAUAUGGUACCUGAAAGGCGGAGAGGUGUGGCCACGGGUUUGGUGACCGCCAGUGUCUCUUGAGGGAAGCCACGCAGCUGCAGGAGCACACAAGCUCCGCUCAUGUCUACGGUAAUUAUUACCACAAUUUUCUGACCGAAACCUGCCGGUUGACAUGUGGUAGAGAACCAUGUUCACUUGACCGCUCUGUUCCAUAGUAAAGCUUCACCUUUGGGAAUGUAAACAAGGAAACACCGGCUGUGUUUGUGUGGCUAAAGGCAGCUGCAAUACAUCACUUCCCACCUACAUCUUUCUUCUUUGACUUCUCCAUUAUUAAUUGAACAAAUUGCAAAAGAUUCAGCAACACAGAAGUCCAGAAUACUGUGUAAUUAUGCGAUUAAAGCAGAUUACUUAUAGCUUGGAUCGGGAUGGAAGAACAUGUCUGCUACAACGGUGACGUCACGCGCAUGCGUCAUCAUACAUGUCAUCAUUCCGCGACGUUUUCAACAGGAUACCUCGCGGGAAAUUUAAAAUUGCAAUUUAGUAAACUUAAAAAGGCCGUAUUGGCAUGUGUUGCAAUGUUAAUAUUUCAUCAUUGAUAUAUAAACUAUCAGACUGCGUGGUCGGUAGUAGUGGGUUUCAGUAGGCCUUUAAGCUCCCUGAUGAAAUUAAUAUCCAAAUGAUGAAACUGACAAAUGUUGAAAAAAAAAAGAAUGUGUGUAAGCUGGACUGCAAUUUAUUACGAGCUACUUUAAAGAGAAAGUAUAUAUUUUAUUACUGUUCAUUUUCUGUUUUGUAUGUUUUACAUAUUCUCUUGAUAAACCAGUCUUUUGGA
This is a messenger RNA of Nerophis ophidion (straightnose pipefish), 3332 nucleotides long. RefSeq names its product wingless-type MMTV integration site family, member 5b (gene wnt5b). The coding region runs from base 474 to 1586 and encodes 370 amino acids. Gene Ontology annotation, cellular component: extracellular region. Lineage: Eukaryota; Metazoa; Chordata; Actinopteri; Syngnathiformes; Syngnathidae. The transcript has 7 exons. Gene Ontology annotation, molecular function: frizzled binding; cytokine activity. The record is from RefSeq and is a predicted model, not a curated record. Gene Ontology annotation, biological process: canonical Wnt signaling pathway; cell fate commitment; multicellular organism development.